AGAGAGUCGACGACUCCUAACCAAGAAAAAGAAUAGAUAAUUUUUAUGCAGAAGAAAAUGAUAUCGGAAAGGAGAGAGUGAAUAAUUAAUCAUGACAGUGGAGGGAAUAAGCAGCAACGAUCAAGUGAUUUUUGCCACUGGGGGAUACGAUCACACCAUCAAGAUAUGGCAGGCACACACUGGAGUCUGUCAACGAACUGUUCAACACACUGUUUCGCAAGUCAAUGCCUUGGAUAUCACUCCGGACAAGCACGUGAUAGCUGCUGCUGGGUAUCAGAACAUUUUCAUGCACGAUCUAGCCUCGAGUAAUCCAAAUUCAGUGCUGAAUUACGAAGGAGCUUCUAAGAAUGUCACGAGUCUCGGGUUUCAGGAAGAUGGUAAGUGGAUGUACACAGGAAGUGAAGAUUUAUCCGCAAGAAUUUGGGACCUCAGAGCGAGUAAUUUUCAAUGCCAGAGGAUAUUCCAAGUAUCAGCACCAGUGAACUGCGUCUCCCUCCACCCAAACCAAUCAGAAUUGAUCGUAGGAGAUCAGAGUGGAAUCGUUCACCUCUGGGACUUGCGUUCAGACCACAACGAGCAGCUGAUUCCAGAAGCAGAGGCUUCCAUCCAAGACAUUGCGACAGACCCCGAUGGCACGUAUAUGGCGGCAGUUAACAACAAAGGAAAUUGCUACGUCUGGUCUCUCAGUGGUGGAGUGGGUGAGGAACCGACGAAACUCAAUCCAAGGCACAAGAUAUCAGCUCACAAGAGAUAUGCAUUGCGAUGUAAAUUCAGCCCCGAUUCGACACUGCUAGUGACCACAUCAGCUGAUCAAACAGCUAGGGUAUGGAAAACAACGGAUUUCUCGGAGAUGCAAGUAUUCCAGCACGAAUCCAAGAGAUGGGUUUGGGAUGCAGCUUUUUCUGCUGAUUCUCAAUACAUUUUUACAGCAUCUUCUGAUGGUGUUGCAAGACUCUGGAACGUCUCAAACGGAAAAAUCGAGAGAGAAUAUCAAGGGCAUCAAAAAGCCCUCACAGCACUAGCCUUCAGAGAUCAAAUUGUACCCUCCACUUGAAAUAUUACAAUUAAAAAAAACUGAUUCCUGUUUCAAACACAA
Messenger RNA from Diachasma alloeum, 1096 nucleotides. RefSeq names its product target of rapamycin complex subunit lst8 (gene Lst8). Gene Ontology annotation, cellular component: TORC2 complex; TORC1 complex. The transcript has 7 exons. Gene Ontology annotation, molecular function: protein binding. Gene Ontology annotation, biological process: regulation of actin cytoskeleton organization; TOR signaling. Bases 92 to 1054 code for a protein of 320 amino acids. Lineage: Eukaryota; Metazoa; Arthropoda; Insecta; Hymenoptera; Braconidae. The record is from RefSeq and is a predicted model, not a curated record.